This is a messenger RNA of Abrus precatorius (Indian licorice), 1259 nucleotides long. Its product is annotated as vacuolar protein sorting-associated protein 24 homolog 1. Gene Ontology annotation, biological process: endosome transport via multivesicular body sorting pathway; late endosome to vacuole transport; protein transport. Lineage: Eukaryota; Viridiplantae; Streptophyta; Magnoliopsida; Fabales; Fabaceae. The transcript is spliced from 6 exons. Gene Ontology annotation, cellular component: multivesicular body; ESCRT III complex. The record is from RefSeq and is a predicted model, not a curated record. The coding region runs from base 271 to 960 and encodes 229 amino acids.
AAAAAUCCUUUCACUUUUUUGUUUUUUUAAUUUUAUGAAUAAUCCAUUCUGUGGAAUACGCGUGAAAGGGGAAAAGGAAGGUGGUGGUGUUGGAGGGGUGUUAUUCGUAGCAUCGAACAAUCGUCUUUGAUGAAUUGAUUGCUUCAGUGAGAUCUGAUCUUUAUUGACUUUGACAAAAAGAACAGGUUUUGAAGCAAUUGUCUCUGUGGGUAACGUUCGUUCUUUUGGAUCCCUCAAAAAACCGAUUUUUGGUUUUGGGAUCAGUGGGAAAUGGAGAAGGUGAUGAAUAUUCUGAAGCCGAAGGCAAACCCACAGCAGCUAUUGAGGGAAUGGCAGCGCCGGCUUCGUCAAGAGUGUCGUAACAUUGAGCGCCAAAUUCGCGAUAUACAGAGAGAAGAAAAAAAUGUGCAGAAGGCGAUUAGAGAAGCUGCAAAGAGGAAUGACAUGGGUUCUGCAAAGGCACUUGCUAAGGAACUUGUGAGAUCUAGGAAAACAGUGAACCGCCUUUAUGAAAAUAAAGCUCAGUUGAAUUCAAUAUCAAUGCACCUUGGAGAGAGUGUUGCAAUUGCUCGUACUGUGGGACAUCUAUCAAAGAGUGCUGAGGUUAUGAAGCUUGUCAAUAACCUCAUGAAGGCUCCUGAAAUGGCUGUGACAAUGCAAGAGUUCAGCAAAGAAAUGACAAAGGCAGGAGUUAUUGAGGAGAUAGUAAAUGACGCCGUUGACACAGCACUGGAUUCGGAGGACAUAGAAGAUGAGAUAGAAGAAGAAGUUGAUAAAGUCUUAACUGCAAUAGCCGGUGAGACAGCCGCACAACUUCCUGAAGCUGUGAGGAAAGAAAGGGUUAAGCAACCUGCUCAAAGCGUUGGUGCUGCCGAGGAGGAAGAGGCUAUAGCUGAGGGUGUUGAUGAUGAGGAAGAAAUGGAAGAAAUAAGGGCCAGACUUGCUAAAGUUAGGUCAUGAACAAGUUUCAUGUCUUGCACUCUCUACGUUGUACCUUGGUAUAUUAUAAGAGAUAUUUGCAGGUUUGUAACCUGUUUGUGAUAUUUACAUUGGAAAAGAUAAUCUAUGUUCCUAAUGGGAAAGAGAAUAUUGGGAUGGGCAAGUUCUUAUGUAAAUUACCCGAAGUUCUUUUAAGAUAAGCGCAGAGCAACCUCAUCCAUGCUUUGAGGAUUUUUUAUUGUACAGUGCUCAGAACUGCCUCUAAGCAAAAUUUAGCUAAUUUCAAUGUUUUUCUCAAUAAACUUUUACUAUCCAGACCU